This is a messenger RNA of Quercus robur (English oak), 1572 nucleotides long. Its product is annotated as low affinity inorganic phosphate transporter 1-like. Gene Ontology annotation, molecular function: phosphate transmembrane transporter activity. Gene Ontology annotation, cellular component: membrane. Bases 1 to 1572 code for a protein of 523 amino acids. Gene Ontology annotation, biological process: phosphate ion transport; transmembrane transport. NCBI's taxonomy places the organism in Eukaryota, Viridiplantae, Streptophyta, Magnoliopsida, Fagales, Fagaceae. The record is from RefSeq and is a predicted model, not a curated record. The transcript has a single exon.
AUGGCCAGAGACCAACUUCAAGUUCUUAGCCUUGUGGAUCAAGCAAAAACUCAGCUAUACCACUUUACUGCAGUGGUAAUAGCUGGGAUGGGGUUCUUUACUGAUUCCUAUGAUCUCUUCUGCAUUUCUCUUGUCACCAAGCUUCUUGGUCGCUUAUAUUACCAGGUUGAAGGUUCAUCAAAACCCGGUAGUCUUCCUCCUAAUGUUGCUUCUGCUGUAAAUGGAGUCGCAUUCUGUGGAACUUUAGCUGGGCAACUCUUCUUCGGGUGGCUUGGUGACAAGAUGGGUCGAAAGCGAGUCUAUGGCAUAACUUUGAUGCUUAUGGUUGGUUGCUCUAUUGCAUCGGGUCUUUCCUUUGGUCACUCACCUGAGGCAGUGGUGGCUACGCUAUGCUUCUUCAGGUUUUGGCUUGGGUUUGGUAUUGGUGGAGAUUAUCCACUCUCUGCAACAAUCAUGGCUGAGUACUCUAACAAGAAAACUAGGGGUUCUUUUAUAGCUGCAGUAUUUGCCAUGCAAGGGUUUGGAAUUCUUGCUGGUGGUGCUGUGGCUAUAUUAGUCUCUUUCGUCUUUCGGUAUUUUUUCCAUCCCCCACCUUUUGCUGUAAGCGCCAUUGGAUCUGUUCCUCCUCAGGCUGAUUAUGUGUGGAGGAUUAUUCUUAUGUUUGGUGCAGUUCCGGCCGGAUUGACGUAUUAUUGGCGCAUGAAGAUGCCAGAGACUCCUCGUUACACUGCAUUGGUUGCUAAGGAUGAAACAAAAGCUUGCCAAGACAUGGCUAAGGUGUUGCAGAUUGAAAUUCAAGAAGCAAAAGAUGAGCAGAUAGUGAUUACCCAAGAAAGAAACACUUUCGGAUUGUGGUCUAAAGAGUUUCGUAGUCGACAUGGGCUUCACUUGUUGGGAACAACAACCACUUGGUUCUUGCUUGACAUUGCUUAUUAUAGCCAGAAUUUGUUCCAAAAGGACAUUUUCAGUGCAGUUGGUUGGAUUCCUAAUGCGAAAUACAUGAGUGCCAUUGAUGAGGUUUACAUGAUUGCAAGGGCUCAAACACUCAUUGCUCUUUGUGGCACAGUACCUGGUUAUUGGGCCACAGUCCUUCUCAUCGAUCGCAUUGGACGGUUUCCCAUUCAGUUAAUUGGGUUUUUCUUCAUGACAGGUUUCAUGUUAGCUCUUGCAAUUCCUUACCAGCACUGGAAAAGUCAGGCUAAUCCUAUCGGCUUUGUGGUCAUGUAUGGCCUAACCUUCUUCUUUGCCAAUUUCGGGCCUAAUAGCACCACAUUCAUUGUGCCAGCGGAAAUUUUCCCAGCAAGGCUUCGAUCAACUUGUCAUGGUAUCUCGGCAGCUUCGGGCAAGGCGGGUGCAAUAGUUGGAGCUUUCGGGUUCUUAUAUGCCUCACAGAACCAGGACAAAUCAAAGGCUGAUCCAGGCUACCCUGCUGGGAUUGGUAUGAGAAAUUCUCUCCUUGCGCUUGCUGUGAUUUGUGGGUUUGGUUUCUUUUUCACAUUGUUAGUGCCGGAUGCCAAGGGGAAAUCGCUGGAGGAGAUGUCAAAGGAGAUUGAUGAAGAAGGUGAAGAGUAA